AUGAUCAAACCAAUCACAGGAACACUCAAGAGAAAAGUCGCUAUUGACGUUGGUAUCGGGUUCACUUUGGGUCUAGGCUUUGCCAGUUAUUGGUGGUGGGGGUUCCACAAGGGCAAAGUUGAAAAGAGAGAAGCUUAUUAUGCUAAACUAGCUGCUCAAAAGCAACAGGAGUAA
Messenger RNA from Hansenula anomala, 174 nucleotides. RefSeq names its product cytochrome c oxidase subunit VIIa (gene COX9). The coding region runs from base 1 to 174 and encodes 57 amino acids. Gene Ontology annotation, biological process: mitochondrial electron transport, cytochrome c to oxygen. Lineage: Eukaryota; Fungi; Ascomycota; Saccharomycetes; Phaffomycetales; Wickerhamomycetaceae. The record is from RefSeq and is a predicted model, not a curated record. The transcript has a single exon.